Molecule: messenger RNA, 3392 nt
Organism: Ictidomys tridecemlineatus (thirteen-lined ground squirrel)
Lineage: Eukaryota; Metazoa; Chordata; Mammalia; Rodentia; Sciuridae
Gene: Zbp1
Product: Z-DNA binding protein 1
Biological process (GO): positive regulation of type I interferon-mediated signaling pathway
Cellular component (GO): nucleus
Molecular function (GO): double-stranded RNA adenosine deaminase activity; RNA binding; DNA binding
Source: RefSeq, a predicted model, not a curated record
GGAACCUGCUGCACCCCAAACCCAGAGACUCCAGGGCCCAGUCCUCCGCAGCCCUUCUCCUCUCUGAACCCCAGUCUCUUCUUUGAUCUGAAGAGAACCGAGCUCUGAACUGCUUUGGGGUCACUGGCCCCUUUGGAAAAUUGUGGAAGCCAUGGGUCCUUCUCCAGAAGCACAUGUGUGGUGCCCAAGUGCUCUCGUACCUGUAGAUGACGCCAGGGGCUCUGGCCAGACUGCUUAGCUGGAUCACCCCCUUGGUUCUCACCAGCACCCCAAUGAAGUGGUGCUCUCAGGACCCCGUUUUACAAAUGAGGAAACAGGAUAAAUAAGUUGCCCGAGGUUACACAGCUAGUACGUGGUGGGGCUGUUUGAACCCAAAAUCCUGGCCUCCCACGGGAGUCCCUAACUGCUGAGCAGCGCUGUCCCAGGUGCCACCCUGUGGUCAGUGGGAAGUUGGUGCAGGAAGGCAGUCAUCCCACCCACAAUUCUGAAAUUAUGGAGCAUCUUCCCAUGAGCGUGGGGCCUCAGUUUGGUGUGUGGGCUGGGGGUUCUCCAUGCCUGACUUCUGGGUAUCACAGAUCAAAUCCCUCAGUUUCCUCUCUGAAGAAAGAAGGCAGAGUCAGCCCUCCUCUGUAGCAGAGCUGGGGAGGCCAGUGCAUUGGAAUUCACAUAGUAGGUGCUUCUUAAAGUGGGGCCCCUGGAUAGGCAGGAACAAAUGCAGAGAACCCACCCACUGAAGCAUCCUGUCCUCCAUGUGGGGCCUGGCAGUCAGCACUGGGUGCUGGGAGGGGAGGGAGGCCAUCUCAGAGGCGCCCAGCCUUGCCAAUCCCAGCUGCUGCCUGGCCACAUCAUGCUGAGGUCCACCCUCUCUCCCUCCUGGGUCCUGCUUUCAAUUCUGUUUCUUUCCGAGAAAAACCACACACAGUUUCAUUUUCUCUUUCUCCUGAUGGGGUGGGGCAGACUGGGUGUUUGUCUUUGGAGUGUGAGUCCUGACAGCUGUGGGUCGAAGCUGACGGCUUCCCUGUGGGUUCAGAGGUUCCCCGAGUGGGGGCUCAGAUGCCCAGCCUCCUGCGGCUCACACCCGCAAGGCCACGGCACAGGUAUCUGCUCCCAGGUCCACUGGCCCCUUGCCUCUGCUGUGAGCAUGGCCGAGGCUCCUGCUGACCCAAGCAAGAGAGGCCACCUUGAGCAGAAGAUCCUGCAGGUGUUGGGAGAUGCCAGCUCCCCUCUGAAGUCCUACCAGCUGGUGAAGGAAUGCCAAGCGCCCAAGAAGGAGCUCAACUCAGUCCUCUACCGAAUGGCCAAGGAGGGGACAGUCUCCCAAGUUGCCCCUGCAACAUGGCGCCUGGGCACAGGUGAUCCCGGAGGUGUGGAUCCCACCCAGCCUGCCCAGGACAGCCAUGCCCAGAAGCCCCAGGAAGAAGCACCUGCCGCAGCAGAGAGUCCUGGCCUUCAGCUCAGCGAGCUGGAGGAAAAGAUCCUCGGGUUUCUGAAAGCCAGCGGGCCCUGCAAGGCCCUGCACAUCGCCCAGGCCCUGGAAAUGAGGACAGCGAAGGACGUGAACCCAACCUUGUACAAGAUGAAAAGCAAGCGCCUUCUAGACCAGGACCAGAAGCUGCAAGUGUGGCGCGUCUCUGCACCAGAAGAUUCUGAAGGAAGAAAUCCAUCUGCUGUAGCAGUGCGCCAGCAGACUCCAGUCUACAUGAUCUGCCAGAGUGGACCCAACUGCCACAUCACCAUCACAAACUCGGAAGGCAUCCAGAUCGGACACGGGAACGUCUUAAUGAAGCAGAGAGUCUUUGAGGGCAGCGGUCCCACAGCUCCCAACCAGCUGCCCCCAACUGCCCCAGGUGAUUCCUCGGCUCAGGGACCCCUGGCAGGUGGCUGGGGGUCCCAGGAAAUCCACAUGGAGCGGUCCCUGCUCAGACGGGUGCAGGUGGGACACAGCAACGAGAUGAGCUUGCACAGCGACCUGCCGGAAAGCCCUGCCCACGGGCUGUCAUCCAGCCCCCCAGUCUCAGCCACGGCCGGUGACUCGGAAACUUCAUUUGAAACGCGAACGCCCCAGCCAGGCCCUCACCCCAAGGCGGACGCAGUCCAGAGAGUCCACAUCAAGUCCUGCUUCCUCGAAUACACCAGCAUCGGCAACAGCAACAGGAUGACCGUCCUCCCAGCAGGCCCAGAGGCCACCAGCCCAGGCUCAGCCGCGGGGCCUGGAGAUGGCCGGCAGGACCCCGGGGAGCUGAAGGAGGGCACAGAUCCCACUUCUGAAGCCGAGCCGUCCACAAGCCAGGUCCCCGAAGAUGGGGGCCAGGAAGCCCGGGGCAAUCCUGCUCAGCUCACCCCCAAGCUGAGGGAGAUGACUCUUGGAAACAGCAGUCCCCCCGCUGCAGAGCACAGUGUCUCUGUGGGCGGACGCAGGGAGCUGGAGGGGGGCGAGUAGCAGGGACCUGGGGCUGCACUUGGGAGGCGGCAGGUGCCGGGGAACCUGGGCAGGGUGCCUUGUCUCAUGGACUCUGGACCUGCCCGCUGCCCACAUCUGGCCAGCAGGAGCCGGCUUUCAGGGUGGGGAAGGGCUCAGGCUGAAGACUGACCAGAAGCAGCCUUGACGCCGCGAGGAGGGCUGGGUGGGGCUCUCUGUUCUCUCCGGGGCCGGGGCAGGUCCUGCCUCCUGGCCUUCCGCCUUGGCUGCCUGCGCGGGACAUCACAAACUCACGUCUAAGUCCCCCAGAGCCGCAGCAGUGGGGGGGCCUGGAAACGACAGACCCCCGUCAGAAUGGGCGCCCUUACAGGAGGCUGAGGGAGCUGGUUUCUCCCCUUGGCACACAGCUUCCCUCCCUGGGAGGAACAGCAAGUGCCGUCUUCAAAACAGAGCAGCCCUCGGCACACGGAGCUGUGGCACCUUGGUGUCGGCCUUCCCAGCCCCCUGAGCCGUGAGCAUUAAACUUCUGGUGUUUAUGAAGUGCCCAGUCAGAGGUGUUUUGUUGCAGCAGCCGGAUGCACUGAGACACCGACCCACACUCUUCCCUGAAGUCCUGCCUUCAAGCCCUGUCAUGCCUACCUGACCUUCUAGAAUCUUCCUUUCUCUAGAAUCCAUCUAGGAUUUCUUAGUUGAACUCUCAGAGAGCAAAUUGCUCCCUGACCUCCUGCAGUCCCAAGCAAGUCUUUGGCUGGCCCAGGGGUCAGGUGACCUUCGCUGACCCAUCAGCAGGGACUGGCCAGUCUGAGUCACAGGGCUGAUCCUUGGAACCAGGAGGCCGUCAGCGGGUCCCCCUGACUCAGCCUUCGUGGGACCGCUGGAUAGGCAAGAACCUCAGGAGUCCCUUGCACAACCUCAGGGGUCCCCUCCAAGGCUGGGGACUUUACGGGGCUCUGUGGCCCUGUCUGUUCACUUU